This is a messenger RNA of Lodderomyces jiufengensis, 675 nucleotides long. RefSeq names its product Yaf9p (gene YAF9). The record is from RefSeq and is a predicted model, not a curated record. Lineage: Eukaryota; Fungi; Ascomycota; Pichiomycetes; Serinales; Debaryomycetaceae. The transcript has a single exon. The coding region runs from base 1 to 675 and encodes 224 amino acids. Gene Ontology annotation, biological process: regulation of DNA-templated transcription.
AUGAGUGCAAACUCAAGAAGGAUAAAAUUUGUUUCUAUAUCACUACCAGUCCUAUAUGGAAAUCAUGCUUAUAAACUAACACCAGAAAAGAGAAAACCAAAUACUCCACCAGAUCAUACUCAUGAAUGGACCGUUUUCUUUAAACCAGUGUUAGGAGAAAUAGAUUUAACUCCACUUAUAAAGAAAGUCACUUUUAAAUUACAUGAAACUUAUGAGAACCCUAUCAGAUCAAUAGAACAUCCACCAUAUCAAGUUACAGAAACAGGAUGGGGAGAAUUUGAAAUUAUAAUAAAAUUACAUUUUCAUCCAGGUGUAGAUUUAGGUAUAAAUGAAAAAAAUUUUCAAAUUUUUCAUCCAUUGAAAUUACAUCCUUAUAAUCCUCAACAUCCAAAAAGAGAAAAUGGAGAAGUUCAUUCCAUUUUAUAUGAUGAAUUAGUAUUUAAUGAACCAACUGAUAAAGUAUUUGAAAUAUUAACUAGAAAACCUGGAAAUUUGAUACCUUAUAAGUUAACAAACCCAGACAAGAGAGAUCAAGAAUAUUUACGACCCGAUGAAAAUGAUGAAUUAAAUAGAAUGGAUAUUUAUAUCGAAAAAGUUAAAAAGGAAAUUGAAAAUCAAGCUGUAGAAUAUAAAAAACUAGAACAAGAAAAAUUAGCACUAGAGAAUAAUUCUUGA